ACCUAGACCGGAAAGUCAAUAUUUCUUUGCGGAAGUAAAACGGAAAUGAAGGGGAUUAACGAUUUUUUUGUUUUGUCUUUACUGCGUUAUUAGGAUUCAUUCUCCAAUACGCUUUAUUUUUGUCCUCUGUCCGCUGAUUCUGACCGCGGCGCUAGCGACGCUGACAUGGCCGCAGCCGCCGCCAACCCUCCAGGCUUUCCCACCAAGACCCGCGUGGCCAUCCUGGCCGAGCUGGACAAGGAGAAGCGGCGGCUGCUCCAGACUCAAUCCAUGAGCGAGCCCGGAGCCAACACGCCGCUGACCUCCAGGGGCGGCGCGGCGAAGGAGGCGAGGGACAGCGCGGAGCAGCAGCACAUCGCCGCCCAGCAGAAGGCCGCCCUGCAGCACGCCCACGGACACUCGUCCGGCUUCUUCAUCACGCAGGACUCGUCGUUCGGGAACCUCAUCCUGCCGGUGCUUCCCCGCCUGGAGCCCGACUUGUAGUCAACUUGCGGCCUCUCCUCGCAGUCUGUUGGACUGAGGAUCUCGUCCCAGGGGUCAUAUUGUCACAUUUGUAUGUACAGUUCUGAAGAAUUCAGAUUGAGAACGACUUCAGCGUGUUCUUUUUAGACAUUAAAUAUAAAAUGGCUACAGUA
Messenger RNA from Syngnathoides biaculeatus (alligator pipefish), 635 nucleotides. RefSeq names its product SOSS complex subunit C-like. Gene Ontology annotation, cellular component: nucleoplasm; SOSS complex; nucleus. The record is from RefSeq and is a predicted model, not a curated record. The coding region runs from base 166 to 483 and encodes 105 amino acids. Gene Ontology annotation, biological process: DNA repair. NCBI's taxonomy places the organism in Eukaryota, Metazoa, Chordata, Actinopteri, Syngnathiformes, Syngnathidae. The transcript has a single exon.